UGUUUUCAUAUCGUCCGAUAUAAAAUUAGGAUAAGAGGCAGUGUUGCCAACAUUGUUCAUGAUUAAAAUGGAAUAGCGCAAAGAUGCUUGUCAAGCCAACUGUGUUUACCGUACUAGGUUUGUUGCAGUGUUACGCAGUGUCGGCCACUGAUAUCCGCCUUGUGGGCGACAAGACGCCGUACUCCGGUCGCUUAGAGGUAAAGUACAAUGGAAAAUGGGGAACAGUCUGUGAUGAUGAUUUCACAGUCAAUAGCGCCAAGGUCGUAUGCAGGAUGCUCGGAUUCACGGACACAGAAACAGCAAAAUAUAUUCAACCAUCCGUGUAUGGGCCUGGAAAUGGGAACAUACUUCUGGACAGUUUAAGUUGUCUUGGUAAUGAAACUGACAUUGCGGACUGUUCACACGAGGCCUGGGAAGCUACUGACUGCUCGAACUCAGAAGAUAUUGGCGUCGAUUGCCGGACGCACAUGCGCAUUGAGCACGGAUCCACGCCGCAUGACGGGCAAGUUGAAGUGAACAUUACCGGCAUUUGGCAACCCCUGUGCGCUGAUAAUUUUACACAAUCAGAAGCAAAGGUUAUUUGCCGAAUGUUGGGAUACAGUGCAAAUGGAUCCUAUGUGAUGUCUGCAAGGUCGACAGCUGAUUUGUCGUCAAUUAGUUCAACAGCGUAUAAUUGCACCGGAAACGAAAUCGAUAUUUCCAUGUGUCGCAAACGACUAGCCACGUGCUCUGCUUCAACUGUUGCAGCAGUAAAUUGUACAACCCCAAUUCGAAUUGUGAAUGGUACCAGCCAGCAAUCCGGUCGCGUGGAAGUUUUUCACAAUGACGCAUGGGGAACAGUGUGUGAUGACAACUUCGACGACAUGGAAGCCAAAGUGAUUUGCCGCAUGCUCGGAUUCGGUACUAGUAAUGCUAAAUCCUUGACGGGGGCUUACUACGGCGAAGGACAAGGAAAAAUAGUUGUCGAUGACAUGUAUUGUCAAGGUGAGGAAGUCGACAUAUCCGAUUGUAAAUCGCGACCCUGGGGUACAAGCAAUACCUGUCAUCACAGCGAGGAUGCAGCUGUCGAAUGCAACACGGAACUCCGAUUAAUAGAUGGCCCAACCGAAUAUUCUGGUCGCCUUGAGUUACGUCAAAAAUCGGAGUGGAAAACGGUUUGUUCUAACCACUUUGAUAACAAGACGGCGCAGAUCGUAUGCAACAUGCUUGGAUUUGAAAGAAGUAACAUCUCUAUAUACACGGAUGGACGUUUUCACGGAAAUGGUGCGCCAAUGAUUAACCAUGGAUAUGCUUGCUCUGGAAACGAAACGGACAUCGCCAAUUGCAAGCACACCAAUGUCAGCUUACCUUGCACUGCAGUCGGCAUCAAUUGCUAUUCCAACACCCCCUUGAGAAUUCUGAAUGGCACGACAAUGUUUAAUGGCAGAGUGGAAAUAUAUGAGACACUUACGUCAUCCAAUGGUCAAUGGAAGGGGUUGUGCUUUGCUACCCUUAAGAUUGGAGACGCGGUUGUACUGUGCAAGAUGCUGGGAUUCCCAACAACGACACCGACUAUUCACGAUGCUGUUGACCAAUACAAACUCGGUGGCGUGUUUUCCCUACUAAGCGGUCUGGGAUGUAACGGCACAGAAACGGACAUAUCAGGAUGUGCGCCACAACACAAAUGGAAUCAAGACGUCUGUCCAAACAGUAGACACGCUGCAAUCAAUUGUGCUCCAAAUUCCACACUACGUCUGUAUAAUGGGACAUCCAUUAAAUCUGGGCGUGUAGAAGUCUUGUAUAACGGAUCAUGGAUAAGAGUCUGUCGGCACAGUGAGAUGGACAGAAGAGAGAUUGAUCUUAUUUGCAGGCAAUUGGGGUUCAACCAAAGCGGGUACCAAAUCGUGCCUAGUACGUAUGGCUCACAAAAAGGAAUAGGUUCGUUAGAAUGCAGAGGAACAGAAAGUGACAUUUCCGACUGCAGAUCUGAAAAUUGGAAUGUAAUGUCAUAUUGCACGCCGGAAACAAUCGCCUGCAACAGCAGCGUGCGCCUCGUGAACGGAAGCAGUGCACGCUCUGGAAGAGUCGAAGUCCUUCAUCGGGGAAAAUGGGGAACUAUUUGCGCAGACGGUUUUAACAUUCCGGAAGCAGAUGUUGUAUGCAGAAAGGCCGGGAUAAGACUUUGGAACGCUUCUGUUUUUCUGAAUUCUCCUUUCGGACGCGGGGCAUAUGAUCACAUUGUUGCUACAGUUUCUUGCAAAGGCGAUGAAUCCGAUCUUUCCGAAUGUACUUCAUCACCGUGGAAUGCAACGCACUGUGGUACAGGAAACGUUGCGACGGUCGACUGUCGAGUCCGAGAUACACCUUUGAGGUUAUUUGGAGGUACCACACAAUAUUCCGGUAGAGUGGAUAUAUUCUACGAAGGCACUUGGAGGUCAUAUUGUCGCGAUUAUUCAUCGCAAGCUAACCUUGAACUGCUAUGUCAACUACUCGGAUAUAACUUCUCAAGCGACGCCAGAUACCUGAGCAAUUCGUAUACUGGAACGAGCCUGUUUCAUGAUUUAUCAUGUCGAGGAAAUGAGAGCGACAUAUCACUGUGUCCUUCGUCGGAUUGGGGAAGUUAUUACUGUUCAUCAUCAUAUAUUGCUGAAAUUGAUUGUUUAUCUCCAAUACAACUUAUUGGCGGUUUGACCGAUUACAUGGGUUUUGUUCAAAUAACAAGGAAAAGCGUUACUAGCAGCGUGUGUACCGACAACUUUACUGCAGAAAUGCAAAUGGUAUUUUGCAAUAUGCUGGGGUACAAUUUUUCCAGAAGUCACGUCCUGGUAGAUCAAGAACACUUUCGUCCAGCUUUUAUCUCUUAUAACUUGGUGAACGAUAUUCAAUGUUCUGGCGAUGAAAAGGACUUUCAGCAGUGUAGAGCUUCCAAUUGGAAUCAAACACAAUGCAAAAGCGGAAAUCUAGCUUUCGUUCGAUGCAACACUCCUGUAAGACUUAAUAAUAAAAAGAAUAUUUAUACUGGAACCGUUGAAAUAUACAAUAAUUCGUCUUGGAUAAAUGUUUGUUUCGAUAACGGCACAGCGGAACAAAACAUAAACAAUGCACGUGUAGUGUGUCUAAUGUUAGGAUUCAGUAACAGUUUAACGAAUGUCACCAUUGUCACUUCACACACCCAGCAUUCUUUAUCAUUGACUUGCUCUGGGUCAGAAGUGGACAUAGCUAGGUGCAGGAAUGUGUCCAUUACACCUUGUUCGCACAUCCUCGCAGUGACCUGCCCCACGGAUAUAUCUCUUGUUAAUGGAAGAACAAAAUACAUGGGCUCGCUGACGGUGAGAACUGGCAUCAGUUCAACUCAAAUUCAAGGGUUUGCAGACAAUACCACAAUUUUGACGGUGUGUAGAUUACUGGGUUACAACUAUACACGAGUUAUUAAUCAAGAACCAGUUAACGACUUUCUUCGAAACAAAUUUGACUAUGCAUACAAAGUCGUUAGUCAAUUGAGAUGUCAUGGAAACGAAAGUGACAUUGCUGAGUGUACUGAGAGCAUAGUGGCUUCAAAAGUUUAUCAAAUGGAAUUAGGAAUAAACUGCCAAACAGCAAUCCAGUUGACAGAUGGCGAACCGUAUAUCCAUGGUGUAUUAAAAGUGAAGUUACAGCAAACCUGGUACCCCACAUGUUCCGAGGGCUUUACACAGGAUGAUGCAUACGUGGUCUGUCGUAUGUUGGGGCAUAAACAUGUCCGAAAUGCCACAUAUUUGCCCGUUGUCGGGAACGCGACUUCUUUCAACGGCCACUUGCAAUGUCGAGGCGACGAAGUUGACAUUUCACAGUGUAGAGGAUACACCGAGGUCCCAUACAAUUGUGCAGGCGCUCAAGGUGUAAACAUUGACUGCGUGGUGCAGGUUAAGCUUCGCGAUGGACCUUCUGAGAGCAAAGGAUGGGUUGAGGUUUUCUACAACGGUAUAAAGGCGUCAAUUUGUCCAACAGGGAAUGUGUACAAUGUGGAAACAGUCAUUUGUCGAUCGGCCGGAUUUAGAUAUACAUAUGGAAACCGAGUGAGCUUACAGUACAGCAAUAAGACAUCUACAAAUUUCACUAUAGUAAAUUUGCGUUGUACCGGCUUCGAAAAGUCUAUAACUGAGUGCGAGUCUGAUCCGUGGAUGAGUACAACUUGUAACGCAGCAUAUCCUUUACAGAUUGAAUGCAAUUCACAUAUCACGCUAGAACCAGGAGUGAACAAGUACUUUGGGUGGAUAGGUGUUAAUUUCCUUGAUCCAGACCUCUAUAGUACACAGUAUGCUACCGUUUGUGCAGAAGGGUUUAGUCAAGAAAAUGCACGUGUGUUGUGUAACGAAAUUGGUGCUCCGAAUGUGAGCGAAAAAGCCAUUAUAAAGAAUAACAAAUAUGGUUCACACUAUAACUUCGUCAUUGAACAUUUAAAUUGCACUGGGAAUGAACGGGAUGUCCAAGAAUGCAGGUCUGAGCUCUGGACUGAAACUCACCAUUUGUGUAAUGCCAGGGACACAACGGUGGCGAUAAAUUGCCAAUCCAAGACAAACGUAAGUUUGAAAGGUCCUGAUUUUGCGAGCGGUCAAGUAGAUAUAUAUUUUGACGGACAGCGGUAUGCCAUGUGUGGCGGCGCUUUUGGAGUACGAGAAGCAGCUGUAGUUUGCCAGAGUCUUGGAUUCAAAGUGGGGAUUCCAAGCGUUGUUUUAAGCACGCAGAGUGCCUUGAUCUAUAAAAUGAACUGCGCUGGCUACGAAACAGAUAUUGCUCAAUGCGAGUUUACAGCUCGUCCUUGGGGGUACAACCCAUAUCCCUGGUAUCCUGGAGAAUGUUCACAGUAUUCACACUACACAGAUUACAACAUGCGUGCUGGAGUUAAAUGCAGCGACCAGAGAGUGAGGUUGGUCAGUGACGUAAAUGACUAUCAGGGUCGUGUGGAGUUUCAGUACCUAGGCGUUUGGGGAACCGUAUGCUUUGAUAGGUUCACCCAAAAUGACGCCAAGGUUAUUUGCAGCUUGGGUGGAUAUCAAGGUCCAAGAUCAAGCAACAUAACCAUCCAUAAUUCUGCGAAAUACGACAGCGGUACUGGUUCGCUCAUUAUAGACGAGUUGAAGUGCAAAGGGAACGAAUCGGAUCUGGAUGAAUGUGCAUCGUACCCAUGGACGAAAAAUGCGACAAAUUGUCAAUCGUUUGAACGAGAUGUUGGAGUUAACUGUCGUCCUGAAACCCCACUCAGACUUGUUGGUGGCAACAAGUACUCUGGUAUUAUUGAAAUCGAAUACAACAAUACAUGGGGGACGAUUUGUGACAAGGAAUUUGAUGACAACGAUGCCAAGGUCAUAUGCAGAAUGAAAGGCUUCAACACUGAGAGUCUCAUUGUCCUUAGAAACGGGUUCUAUGGGCAUGGAAACGGAAGCGUUUUCAUUUCAAAUCUAAAAUGCAGCGGGACUGAACCAGAUAUUUCUGAAUGCGCGGUUGGUUAUCGAACUUCGGGCGAAAAGGCUAGAUGGGGAAAACCUAGCGAAUUGUGCUCACACGUGAACGACGUCGCGAUUCAAUGCAAUACGCCUGUACGAUUGCGUGACGGAUGGACAUUCUAUUCUGGGGUCGUUGAAGUCUUCAUUCGAGGUGUGUGGCAAAGGGUCUGCAAAGAUAAUUUUACGAUUCAAGACUCCAGGGCGUUAUGCAAACAAGCCGGAAAAAUUGAUAACUACAAUGGAAGCAUCACCAUACACAAUGAACAAUUCUUUAACAUUGAGUUCAACGAAACACACGUAGGCGGGUUCGGUUGCCUUGGACCGGAGGAUGACCUGUAUGAGUGCGGGUCGGGACAGUGGGUUCGGAACACCCAGUCGUGUCCGAGUAGACAAAAUGUGGCCCUUAAUUGCCGUGCCAACACACAGCUCCGACUGAUGAAUGGAUUAAAGGAAGCAAAUUACAGUAAACUGCCAGUCAACGGCCGCGUGGAAGUUCAAUACAACAGAUUUGAUAACGCGUUGCACAAAUAUCGUGAUGACCAAUGGGGGACCAUUUGUGAUGACCAAUUUGGAGACGACGAUGCUUUGGUGUUGUGUUCAAUGAAGGGGUUCGAUUUUGGUAAAGUGUUCAAACCCCAAAUGGAAUACGAUCUGGUGGGUAAUGAAACUAUCACUAUCGAUGACUUGGAAUGUCUCGGUGUAGAAACAGAUGUAUCCGAAUGUAAGGCUAGAGAAUGGGGCACUCACAAUUGUCUCCACGACGAGGAUGUAUCGAUUAUGUGCAAUAAUCAAACGAAUAUUAAUCCAUGUGACAAAGACAAUUACAAAAGACUUCCCAACUUGGAAUUGCGCGUAGUUAAUUACAAUACUACCGCCAAACCGAUCAACGAUAACAAACUCUCUCUGAAUUGGUACUAUGUUGGGAACAACACGUUACCAGAUAAAGAGCCACCGCUAAACAGAUGUGCAACAGUCUAUCCAAUAUUUAGCACGGAUCCUAGUCCACAAGUUCGUGAUGGUAUAAAAACUAUUAAAGCUGUGCUAGCAGCGAAUAACACUAUAACCUACGAUCUAAAAGCAAAGAAUUGUGGCGGGUUCUUCGUGUACCGACUCGGACCAACUGUUACAAAAGACAGUGGUUACUGUUUCGGUAUCGGAUCAACAGUUCCCCCACCUUCGUUUGUUGCCAGUUCAAUUCAAACAGUUAUGAAUCAUAACGAUACCUCAAUAUGGUUCAUUUGCAAAUUCAAUCACGACCAGAACGAAAACCUUGUCUAUCAAGUGGAAUGGCAUGUUGAUGGCAAUUCUGAACAAAUCGUCACAAAGCAAUUUUGCAAUGCAACAGACAUUACGCCGUGUCAUUUGCAGCAUACGGACAUGGAAAACAUAAACGUUGGAAUGGGAUCAAAUGUCUCUUGUGCAGUCCGCGCUUUCAAUUCGCCAGGUGGCCAACCGGGUCAGAUGUCUAUUUUGUCGGCGCCCUUCUUUGUUGGAAUCCAAAUCCUCACGCCCAAAGUUACAGUUCAUCGUGGAGAAGUCAAAUCAGUUGAAAUGCACAUGACAGUACCAAUAAUUUGUAGUGCAAUGUUAACGUCACAGGGACCACAAUGCAGCCUUCAUUUAGACUAUUUUACACCGAAUGAUGGAACAUGUUCAGAUGCAGUUGGCAAUUUUCCUACUGGAUGUUCCAAGGAGCUCAACCUUGGGCAUUUCGGAUCUACAUUUUCUGUCGAUGUCAGCGCGGCCGAGUCAUCUGUGUAUGGCGUUGCAGGAAAAUUCAGCCUUAAUAUGCAAAUACCAAAAACGCGUGGCGUUGCGUUGCUUCAUGUACCAUACAAAUUGCCUGUAAUAGAGGUUGAAGUCCUCCCAGAAGAAAACAAGCAAUGGAGAGGGAAAAUAUGUUCAGCAAGAAAUGACCCCCACAUGUACACAUUUGAUGGCCGUGAAUAUGAACACCAUGAAGCGGAGGGAGAUUACAUCCUUUAUAGGCAUGACAUUUACAAAAACGUCGAGAUCCAGCAUAGAAUAGCCAACUGUACUGAUGGUAAUAGUAAAGCGAAAUGCACCUGUGGCGUUGCCGUAAAGGCCGGACGUGACGUCUACGUCAUCAACGUUUGUAACGGAUACAUCGACAUUGGCUAUAGGCAGUGCUGGGAUAAGGCGUUAACAGUGAAAAAGGAAAAUGACUAUACAUAUACGAUAUAUCUACCGUACGGUACAGCAGUAAGGGCACGGAUUGACAGGGCGCCUUUCAUGGGACGCGAGGGAGGGCGGGUCCUCGAUAUCUCAGUCAACCCAUCCAUUAAAGACGGCAGUGGCAACAGUACAGGUCUUUGCGGAAGUUUAAAUGGGGACCCUCGUGAUGACUUUGACAACGAGACCACAUUUAUACAGAAAUGGAAAGUUACCGAAAACGAUUCGUUGUUCUCUCACGGAAUGUACCGAAGGGAACUUGACCCAUGGGUGUUUCAAUCGUGCACAUGCAAGAAGACCAGAAACGGAAACAGCGCUUUUACAUGUGAGUCGAACGUGGGCGGAUGUGCACAAGGUACAGUCACCGGGUUCCAUGGUUGUGGUGAACUGCUCAACAGUCGUUCUCUUAGGUCGCUGCGCUGGAAGAGACCAAUGACCAUGGUUAAAAUACCUGUGCUACAUCAAAGGACAUACGUGCGAACAAAGCGGGAUACCAAUAUUGGUUUUGACAAAGAAGCGGCAUUAAAGCAUUGCAAUGCAGAGUUGACUUCAACACAGAAUCUUUGUUCGAAGAUACCAUUUGCACACACGAACUUUUCUAUAAAUAGCUGUGUUUGGGACAUUCUUCUCUCCAACGGUACUCUAUGGACAACACUCUCAAAUCAGUCCAUGCAAGAUACGUGUAAGAAUGAGGUGGCAAGAAAUAGCUCAGUUAUUGAAGCCAGUAUUGCAGAACUGAUGGCAAAUGGAUCUGAAGAGUCAUCUGAAGAAUUACGGAUGCUGCGUGUUUUGCAAAAUAACAUGGAAGAAGUAGAUAACUUGUGCAUGCAUAGUUGUAGCGGUAAAGGAGAAUGCAUUAAUGGUACCUGCCAUUGUUUUAACGGGUAUGGGUCUGUCGAUUGUUCCUUGGAUCUGACCAAGGCACCUAUAAUCACUGGCAUACUCAACGAAGGUCUCUGCGAUAUGAAUCACACUGACUGUUCGCGCAUUUUCGUCUUCGGUGGAGAAUUUACUGAUACGAAUUUGACGUGCAGACUGAAAUCAGUUCACGUUGAUGCCAGUGGUCAUGAACACACCCACACAACUGUGAUGGUUAAAGGUCAUGCAGAAACCCUGAUAGAGACUGUGUGUCCUCUGGAAGGUGUACGGACUAGAAGAGAAGCGGGCGGUCAAGCAAAUCCGUUUGUUAACAGAUUACAUGUGUCCGUGAGCAACGAUGGAAUAAAUUUCACCGAUUCUCAACAACAUAUCGCUUAUAUCUACAACUCAUAUUGUCAAACAUACAGCAAAAAUGGCACAGAAUACUUCUUCCGCUUGAAGAGUGACCACUGCUUCAUAGAUGGAAAAUGUUACCAUAAUGGAUCCUUACAUGUUUCACAAAACCUGACAUGUGACCCGUCAGCUUCGCAGUUAAAGUGGUCGGCAUAUGCUUCGCAGUUAGAGUGGUCGCCAUAUUUAUCGUCACCAAGUGUUUUACCAGUUUCUACAGCAGAAGCAACAUGCGAGGGUUCAAAUGUGUGUAACACCGAGCCAAACGGUGUCUGCGAGGUGAUAGAAGGCGUUGUAGAGUGCUCAUGUAGAGUUGGGUACGCCGCAAAGGAGCGAGGGUGUGAACGUGACGGUUCUGUAGCAAUAACUGACGAAGAAACAGAAAAACUUUCUGCCGACAAAGCCAAGUACAGAGUCGAAAUGGUUUUGCCGUUUGCCAUACCAAAAGGACGUACCUUGUUGUCAUCAAGAACGUACAAGCAGUACACAGAUAUUCUUCACAAAGCAUUGGAAGACUAUUACAGAGAUCAUCUUGGAAAAGGACUAUGGAAGGUUGUUAUAUUGUCAGUUAGGCAAGGAAGCCUUGUCGUGGACCAUUUGGUCAUAUACUACACUGAGGACUUCGUUAAAGGGGCGCUGCUGGAGGCAGUGGCAUUGUUUGAUCGUGCGGAAAUGUCGAUUCUUGGCAACGUGGUGAAACCUUCCGCAGUGAACGUAGGGAAGGAAAAGGUAUCCAUCGAUGGCAUACACGAGUCCCGGCUUUGCCAAGCAAUGUUGGUAAUUGAAAAAUGCGCAACAGAUGAACUCUGUGUGGUGCAAGAAGGGCUUCCAAAGUGCAGAAAAACGACUACAACACCUCUGGAAACGCAAAAUGCUUCCACUACCUGGACCAUCAUAACAGCGUUGUCGACUACUGGAGGUGUCCUAGUUGUCAUCGUCAUCGUCUUGAUAGUUAUCGUCUGCAAGAAGAACGCCAACGCCGUCAAGCCAUUUCGCCAAAACAAAGCCGGAGCAGGUCGCGUUGACAGUCGUGAAACGCCGUGCACUGAUCUGGACUCCGAGGAAGAGGACGGUGAGGCCAGAGCAAAGUCCAAAGUGGAGGUUGUCAGUCGCUCGAUGGAAAAAUUUCAAGUGGACGAAAACGGAUCACAUGACGGCCAUGGCCCGGCCAAGACAGCAUGGGCAAAGUUGACGUAGAUUGCUUCACAGUGAAUUUUAAUUUAAAAACAAUCUUUUUGAUUAUCAAAUAUUCGCAGUGUUUUCGGUGUUACGCAGUUUCCAGCUUUAUCAUGUUUUACUGAUCUUUUCUUUAAGAUCAUAUUUGUCUUUUCGUUUUCUAUUCUGAAAAUUAGAACGUUUGUGUUGCUAUUUUGUAAAUGUUUCGCUUUUUUCCACAUUAUUAUAGUCAAUGCUGCAUGAUGAGAACCUUUAUAUAUGAUUCCAUGUGUAUAGUGUUACUGAAUAUUUGAUACUUAAAUGUAUUGGUGGUGGUAUAUAUUUGUAUGUUUUGUGCUCUUUAAAACAAAUAAUACGUUCAUUGUGAUUUUGUAUAGGUUUCCUUGUGUAAACAUUUGUUACGUAUUAUGUAAUCAAACUAUUCGUACAAUGUCAUUUUUUCAUAUCCGUCCGUAUAUACAUGUGUUAUUAAUCAAGAUGAUAAAUAUAUUGCUUCGACAAUAUCAAA
Molecule: messenger RNA, 10608 nt
Organism: Dreissena polymorpha
Lineage: Eukaryota; Metazoa; Mollusca; Bivalvia; Myida; Dreissenidae
Exons: 64
Coding region: 84-10121 (3345 amino acids)
Cellular component (GO): membrane
Source: RefSeq, a predicted model, not a curated record